CAUAAACGGCACCCGCCUUUUCUAGCUGUGCGCGCUCCCUGGGAGCGCGCAGCACCGCGAUCCGGUGCCCACUGUGUCCUCGAUCAUGUGAUCACUGAUUGGCCAAUCAGUGAUCACAUGCAAAGUAGUAAGCAAGAUGUUACUUGUGACAUCAUUGCUUACUACAUGUGAAAUCUGUGAAUGAUCACAUAGGUCACAUGCCUUGUACCAUGUGACAAGCUGUGACCAAUCACAGCUCACUCAGUAC
Molecule: messenger RNA, 247 nt
Organism: Staurois parvus
Lineage: Eukaryota; Metazoa; Chordata; Amphibia; Anura; Ranidae
Source: the annotation of a GenBank genome assembly